UUACAGCAUUCUUGUGGGCUGGAUGCCGCUCUAGGCACACCCCGCUCUAGGCACACAAUUUUACAACGGAAGUGCAAGUGAAGCGGAUGUGAGCUCGCGAGGCUUUUGGGCGUAUCGAGAAGCGUUGGGUUCGGGGGCACCGGGGCUUCUCGUGUGCGGGCUGCUGGAGGACCGCCGUCAUGUCGGCUAGCGCUGUCUAUGUAUUGGAUCUCAAGGGCAAGGUUCUUAUCUGUAGAAAUUACCGUGGAGAUGUGGAUAUGUCAGAGGUAGAGCAUUUUAUGCCUAUUCUUAUGGAGAAGGAAGAAGAAGGGACUCUCUCACCUAUUCUGGCUCACGGAGGUGUUCGCUUCAUGUGGAUUAAACACAACAAUUUAUACUUGGUUGCCACUUCAAAGAAGAAUGCCUGUGUAUCUCUUGUGUUCUCAUUUCUAUACAAGGUAGUUCAGGUCUUUUCUGAAUAUUUUAAGGAAUUGGAAGAAGAGAGCAUUCGGGAUAAUUUUGUGAUCAUUUAUGAACUGCUAGAUGAAUUGAUGGACUUUGGAUAUCCCCAAACUACAGACAGUAAAAUUUUACAAGAAUACAUAACACAAGAAGGCCACAAGCUGGAAACUGGAGCCCCACGCCCUCCUGCCACUGUUACAAAUGCCGUGUCUUGGCGUUCUGAAGGGAUCAAGUACCGAAAGAAUGAAGUCUUCCUGGAUGUCAUAGAAUCUGUUAAUCUUUUGGUUAGUGCCAAUGGGAAUGUUCUGCGCAGUGAAAUUGUUGGAUCCAUCAAAAUGAGGGUUUUCUUGUCUGGAAUGCCAGAGCUUCGCCUUGGCUUGAAUGACAAAGUCCUCUUUGAUAAUACUGGCCGCGGCAAGAGCAAAUCUGUGGAACUGGAAGAUGUGAAAUUCCACCAGUGUGUUCGUCUCUCUCGUUUUGAAAAUGAUAGGACUAUUUCAUUUAUCCCACCCGAUGGGGAAUUUGAGCUCAUGUCCUAUCGUCUUAAUACCCAUGUAAAACCUCUAAUCUGGAUUGAGUCAGUUAUAGAGAAACAUUCCCAUAGUCGCAUAGAGUACAUGAUCAAGGCCAAGAGUCAAUUCAAGCGCAGAUCUACAGCCAAUAACGUGGAGAUUCACAUUCCUGUUCCCAAUGAUGCCGAUUCACCAAAGUUCAAAACCACAGUUGGGAAUGUCAAGUGGGUUCCUGAGAACAGUGCCAUUGUGUGGUCCAUCAAGUCUUUUCCAGGAGGGAAGGAGUACUUGAUGAGGGCCCAUUUUGGGCUUCCGAGUGUGGAAGCUGAGGACAAAGAAGGGAAACCUCCCAUCAGUGUGAAGUUUGAAAUCCCAUAUUUCACCACAUCUGGAAUUCAGGUUCGUUAUUUAAAAAUAAUUGAGAAGAGUGGCUACCAGGCAUUGCCUUGGGUCCGCUACAUUACCCAGAACGGAGAUUAUCAACUUCGAACACAAUAACGUCAGCUCAUUUACUGCGGCCAAGAAAGUAAUCAAUAUCCCUGGUCAGAAAUGUUUGGUGCUUGAAGGCGUGGGCCAAGGUUGUCUUGCUGGCUGGAAGUGGAAUCAGGCUGUGUCCCAUAUCCAGCUGUACUUGGACCAGUGUUUAGUGCAGACGUCAUGAAUGUUUUUUUUCUUGUUCGCCCCAUUCAGUGUUGUUUUUGUUAGGAGUAGCUGUUGCCUUGAAACAAGGCCAAGAAUCAAUCUUGGAAAAACUUGGCUGGUCUUAUUUCUUGGCUUCAGAAUUUGGGGGCUAUUAGUCCUCCUUUCUGAAGUUCUGUGAGUAUUAGCUGAGCUCCUCUUGCCAACCAUUUGCCUGCUGAUGCAUCUAAAUGCUAGUUAAACUCUGGUGACAUCUUGAAAUCAAUUUUGUUUGCAUUGCUGGGUUGUUUUGGGAAAUUAAUUAUCUACAACGGAUUCCCCAAAUGCAGAGUUUACAAAAUGCAAAGUCAUUUGAUCGAUGGUGCUCGGUUCAAGAAAGAAAACAUGCAGUUGGUGUUACAAGGUGUUUUUAUGUGAUGGCGCGGCUCUCAAAAUGGAUGCCCGACCCCAUCCACUUCUGAAUCAUCUAGCCGAGAAGAACAUCCUAUCCAUAUAUCUUUUGCAAGCAGCAACUGAGAUGAACAACAUGCAACUGAAGCCACUUUGUAGAAUUUGUAAGAUGAUCUGCUUCUCCUUAAACAAAAGCCACCUGUAUAUAGAAAACUUACCUUGCUACUGAGAAAGGUCCUAGGGUUGUUGUUGUUGUUUUUGUCUUCGUUCUUUGGACGGUUUCUGUGCAUAGAGGGUCUUGCUUGGGAAUCAUUCUGCCAGCCCUUGCUUAGCUUUCAAAUGGCACAGUCAUCUAGGUGCUGCAGUGUCUGUUGAUGGUGGUUCCUACAAGAACUCCCAAAACGGUAAAACAGAUGCAGAGUGUCUUGUGAGUGCCAUGCCUCCUCUAGUCUAGCCCCUUCUGGGUGUGUUGGGACUGGAAUUCCCAGCACUGCAACCUACCUAUCUUGCCCCUUGUGUUCCAACUCAGCCUUUCCCAAUUGUUUCCAACACAUAUCAGGAAAGGCUGUUUUAGCCGGACAAGCAAGUCCCCCCCUAAUGGCUUUAGGUCAAAGAUUUUGUUGCCUUCUCACUGCUUCCUUUAGGGCAGUCCGUCUUUGAGGUCUGCUCAGUGGCAGUUGGUCACUUCUGAUAGAACACACAACAUUACAUAUGCUUCUUAGCAACAUAUCUUGCUUACAAUUUGGCUUUUUCUUCUAAAGAGUUGUAGGGUUCAAGUUCAUGAUACACUUGCAAAGAUUACAUUAAGAGCUUGCUUUUUACAAAGUGGAUUGGGAGCAGCAAUACACAUGAAGUUGGGAAUGUGAUGCCCUAUGUAACUUUGCAGCAAGACCCGUCAGUUCCUGGAAAAAUAGCCCUAGUCCGUUACUUGUAACCAUGAAAAAUCACUUUGUAGUUGAACAAAUGCAACAGUAAUGGAUUGAUGGUACACUUUAAUCAUUCAUAGGUAUAUUUUCACCCAUAGUUGCACUUAAAAGGGCUGUGUUUCCAGUGGGGACCUCCUAGAGUUGCUAAAAUGCAAUUUUCAGCCAUCUUCAUGGCAGUAAUCAUGAAGAAUUGCAGCGCUGUAGCUUGUUUUUGUCAGAAUGAUGAAAGUAGCAUUCCAGUGCCUCCCCUGUGGGACAUGUAUGUGAUAUCAUGAAGCUCAUGGAAAAGGGGCAGGUGGGUCAUCAGUCUGACCCACCUGCAAAUGCUACUGCCGAGACGGUUGGAAACUCUAGUUCAGGACUCUGGAAGGUCACAGAAUCCCUAGGUCAGACUUGUCUCAGCUUGAGCUUCUAAAUACGAACAAUCCUUAACUUCCAUUUGGUUGAGAAAGGUAUAGUUUACUAGAAGUCAAGUGAAUUACUGUAGUCUAGUAAACUGUACCUUUUUUAACCAAAUGGAUUGUUCUUGGAGCUUCAAACCAAGGCAGGUCUGACACCCUAUUCCUGAGAAAUAUACAACAUAAUGAUUGGUCAGGGACAGAUGGGCUCACUUGCUAAAGUUAGAUCUAAGACCACUCCUGUUAUUAAACGGUUCCCUCCAGCUGCCAGAAAUGUCAACAUCAUGCCUUUAACCAGGGCAUUGUAUUUGUUGUCUAAAAGUCUGUUUAAAAUAAAUGAAAUGACCAGAA
Messenger RNA from Crotalus tigris (Tiger rattlesnake), 3657 nucleotides. RefSeq names its product adaptor related protein complex 1 subunit mu 1 (gene AP1M1). The record is from RefSeq and is a predicted model, not a curated record. Gene Ontology annotation, molecular function: clathrin-cargo adaptor activity. Lineage: Eukaryota; Metazoa; Chordata; Lepidosauria; Squamata; Viperidae. Bases 180 to 1451 code for a protein of 423 amino acids. Gene Ontology annotation, cellular component: clathrin-coated vesicle; clathrin adaptor complex. Gene Ontology annotation, biological process: vesicle-mediated transport; intracellular protein transport. The transcript is spliced from 12 exons.